This is a messenger RNA of Paramormyrops kingsleyae, 5033 nucleotides long. Its product is annotated as signal peptide, CUB and EGF-like domain-containing protein 3. Gene Ontology annotation, cellular component: cell surface. Gene Ontology annotation, molecular function: calcium ion binding. Gene Ontology annotation, biological process: signal transduction. The record is from RefSeq and is a predicted model, not a curated record. NCBI's taxonomy places the organism in Eukaryota, Metazoa, Chordata, Actinopteri, Osteoglossiformes, Mormyridae.
GAAUUCCUGCUGCAGAAGAAAUUAUUGCGUGCAGCUCGAUACACCGAAGGAGGGGGUGGAAGGGAGGGAGAUCGUGAUCAGUGGCUGAGGCGAUGCGCGGAUCUCCGUCCCUCCUCCUCCUCUUUUACCCUCGCCUUCACACUUCCACCUUCUCUCUUAUAUUGAACUUGGUUGCGGUGGCGAAUAUGAUCACAGCACUCCGGGGCUUAGAGGCUGCACGGUACCGGGCGCCAGCGAUUUGCCAACCCCUUCAAAUUAAACAGGGAACUUGGUAAAACAAAGCGACAGGACUGAGAGGGUGACGGGCAUUCGCAAUUUAUAGGCUGCAUUGAGCUUCGGCGAACUUUCCAGCGAGCACCGUCAGCUUGUGCCUCUUACACUAAGAGAGCAUCGACUCUCCAGUGCGACCGAAUAAUAUGUAUACUGCAGGGGUAAUGCGCGCUUGUAUCGGAUUAAUAAGUUUGUUUCUGGUUGCCUCAGUCAAACAGCCCGUACCGGCGUUAAGAAACAUGUCCUAUCAAGAUGUGGACGAGUGCGCUAAGGACCUGGACGACUGCCACAUUGACGCCAUUUGUCAGAACACCUUAGUGUCCUUCAGGUGCACGUGUCGGCCAGGCUACACGGGCGACGGCAGGCAGUGCGAAGACAUUAACGAGUGCGGCGUCGAGUACAACGGCAGCUGCGUGCAUGAGUGCAUCAACAUCCCGGGCAACUAUCGCUGCACCUGCUAUGACGGCUUCCGGCUGGCGCACGAUGGACACAAUUGCCUGGAUGUGGACGAGUGCUCGGAGGGUAACGGCGGCUGCCAGCAGGUCUGUGUGAACAUGAUGGGCAGCUACGAGUGCCGGUGUCGCGAGGGCUUCUUCUUGAGUGACAACCAGCACACCUGCAUCCAGAGGCCCAAAGAGGGACUGAACUGCAUGGACAAGAACCACGGCUGUGCUCAUAUCUGCCAGGAAACCGCGAAGGGCGGUGUCACCUGCGAGUGUCGGCCGGGCUUCCAGCUGGUCAACAACAAGGACUGCAAAUUGACAUGUAACUAUGGCAACGGGGGUUGCCAGCACAUCUGUGAAGACACAGACCAGGGGCCCAAAUGCAGCUGCCACAUGAAGUUCACACUUCAUUCCGAUGGCAAAUCCUGUGUGGACACAUGCUCUGUAGGCAGCAGCCAUUGUGACAGCUCCUGCCAUGGCCAGAUGACAUGCAGCUGUCCUGUGGGUUUCGCCCUCAUACCAGAGCAGAACACCUGCAAAGAUAUCGAUGAGUGCCAGGUGGGCAAUGGUGGGUGUGGCCAUGAUUGCCGGAACACUGUGGGAAGCUUCGAAUGCAGCUGCAGGAAAGGCUACAAGCUUCUGACCAAUGAGAGGACAUGCCAAGACAUCGACGAGUGUUCCUUCGAGCGGACCUGCGACCACUCCUGUGUCAACUCCCCCGGCAGCUAUGAGUGCUCCUGCCACAAGGGAUAUGUGCUGUACGGGCUGUCCCACUGUGGGGAUGUCAAUGAGUGCAGCAUCAACCAUGGUGGCUGCAAGUUUGGCUGCGUCAACACACCUGGAAGCUAUUACUGCACCUGUCCCCCUGGCCACAGUCUGCACUGGAACAAAAAGGAUUGUGUCGAGCUGGCCAAGUGCGAUGACGGUCUGGGGUCUCCUAAGGCUACUCUGACCUGCAGCAAAGCGGGGAAAAAGGACAGCUGUUCCCUCACCUGCACCUCCAAAGCCCACUACACUGCAGAGACUGACAGCAGCUACGCUGUGAGCUGUGGGCUGCCCAUCCUCCACGGCAAAGGAGUCCCCAGACCCAGCGCCAAUGCCAACCACAGCUGCCAAGAGACCCUUCCCUCCCCCGUCAAGAAAACCGUCUUGUUAAAAGUGAAGAAUGCAAAGUGUCAUCUGCACCUCAAAGCUAAAGGCGGGACCGCUGAGGGGGUCCGUGCACUCAGCUCGGGGAGUGCCGAGUCCUGUAGCAAGUGCCUGGUUAGUUAUGUCAACCUCAAGUGCAACUCCACCAGGAAGGCCAAGAAUAGGCAAGCCCGCGAGCCCGCCACUGCCGGGGCCAUCCGCAUCAUGCUCGAGCUGGAGGCACAGCCGGGGGACGUCACGGAGGCCUGUGGCUUGAGCUGCCAGAGGAGGCACACAGAGCAGCAGGUGCAGACGUACGUCAAGGCACUGAGGAAGUCCAUCAGCCAGGACCGCUUCCUGCUGCGGCUGGCCGGCCUGGAGUACGAGGUGGCCCAGAAGCGGGCACAGGCUGCAGGGCGCUGCUCCCCGGGCGGCGAGCAACACGGCGGGCGCUGCGUCAGGUGCAAGCCUGGCUCAUAUUACCAUGGCGGGCAGGGGCGCUGUGUCCAGUGUCCACCCGGAACCUUCCAGGAGAAGGAGGGACAGCUGGCGUGUGACCUCUGCCCGGGCAGCGACGGGCACGGGCCUGCAGGAGCCCGUAGUAUCUCGUCCUGCGCAGGUCAGUGCCCGUCAGGAUCCUACUCCAAUGAUGGCUUCAGACCCUGCCAGCCGUGUCCUCUGGGAUCCUACCAGCCUGAGCCAGGUCGGAUGCAGUGCUUCUCCUGUGGGGGAGGGCUGAGCACCAAACGGGAGAAUUCCAGCUCCUUCCAUGACUGUGAGGUCAAAGUCCAGUGCUCUCCUGGGCACUAUUACAACACCUCACAGCACCGCUGCAUCCGCUGCCCGUUGGGCACCUAUCAGACAGAGUUUCGGCAGAACUAUUGCAUCUCCUGCCCUGGCAACACCACCACAGACUUUGAUGGGGCGACGACCGUCUCCCAGUGCAAGAACAGAAAAUGUGGAGGGCAGAUGGGGGAGUACACCGGUUACAUCGAGUCUCCCAAUUACCCUGGUAACUACCCCGCCAACGUGGAGUGCACCUGGAACAUCAACCCCCCCCCGAAGCGGAAGGUCCUCAUGGUGGUGCCUGAGAUCUUCCUGCCCUCUGAGGACGGAUGCGGGGAUGUGCUGGUCAUGAGGAAGAACUGGUCGGCCGCUUCCAUCACUACGUACGAGACGUGCCAGACGUACGAGCGUCCCAUCGCCUUCACGGCCCGCUCCCGCCGCCUCUGGAUCAACUUCAAGUCCAACGAGGCCAACAGUGCGCGUGGCUUCCACAUACCAUAUGUCACCUAUGAUGAGGACUACGAGCGCCUCGUUGAGGACAUCGUACGGGAUGGCAGAUUGUACGCCUCGGAAAAUCACCAAGGGAUCCUCAAGGACCAGAAGCUGAUGAAGACGCUGUUUGAGGUGUUGGCUCAUCCGCACACCUACUUCAACUACUCCGCACGUGAUUCCAACGACCUGCUUCCCCAGUCCUUCAUCCGCCUCAUCAAGAGCAAAGUCUAUGACAUCCUGCGGCCGUACAAUUAGCAAGUCCACCACUGCCAACGCUUGGGAAACUCGCGCACCACCACAAGCAUGCAUCUCCCCAUGCAACACCAUAAAGUUAGGAUUAUUUUUUUUUUACUGUACUUUCCUUUUAAUACAUAUACUGCACUAUCACGGCUCAUGCUGGUUUGGAGAAGCCCGGUUUUUCGUGACCUCGGCCCAUUAUUGCUCAACAUACUCACAGGAUCACACCAUUUCCUGAAUAUUCAUCAGGUUUUUUUUUUCUAUAUUCCACGCAUAUUUUCAGCCCAAGGAAAUAGAUUCUCACAUUUACUUGCUUAGCUGAGAAUUUCUGAACGUAUAGAAAAGGUAAUUUUAUGUAUUUAUAAGGAAGAAUUUUAGCAGAGCUGAGGAAAGUGGCAGCGAUCAGUGCUGUCGAUCAAAUCCUCGGUUUCCUGUCAUGUUUCAUAACUUCGGAGCCUCGUUUUUGCACUCUUAAACGUUUUUCUUUCUGAGGCCUUGCUGCUUGAAAUGAUCCCUGUUUCAUCAGUGGUAUAAGAAACCGUUGCGCGUGGCCACACUGGAGUCGAAGGAUGAUCAAAGCUGUGAAGGACCAUUGGAGGGAAGUCUGCUUUGCACACUUAAAAAGGUCACUUUAAACCUUUAACUCCUUUCCUGUCCCUUAUGUUCUCCUGCCCUUUUCCCCAAAAGGAACCCACUUUUGUAUGUUUGUUUUUGUUUAUUUUUAUUUUGAAGAGACAUAAUACUACAAAGUCUUUGUUUCACUGCACUCAAAUCAGUUAUGAGAAGUCAAAAUUAAUUUUCUGUUAGACUGUAACUUCUAUGGAAAUAUCACAAUACUAUCAUCCACAGACUAAUCCAGAACCAUCCAGAACUGUGGUGAAUUAUAAGACCCAAAGACGUAGUUCUAUGUCUUCAUCUGCAUCCCACCAGAGACCAGCUGUUCUUGAGAUGCUCUUCACGAUGGAACACCAUAGUCCUCUCUCCCUACGUUUGUUGAAUUUUUCUCUGCAAAAAAAAAAAAAAAUGGAAACGUGAUAAUCUGUGGAAAAUGUGUAGCGUGGUGUCCUGUUCAAGCAGAUGAUCGUUUUUAGACUGAUUUACAGGAAGUCAAAUUAAACAUGUCAUCCAUGUUAAUUAAAUUGUACAGCUUCUGACGCCAGAUUUCAAUGACUGCUGUAAAAAUCCUAGAUUACCAGAACGUACCGGUUUUUUGUUGAUGUCGUCUGUGCUGUUCCCGCUUUGGUAUGCCAUUUCAUUGUCCUCAGGGGGAUUGUACCAGUUGGAGGGUGUUGAUGGUCGGUGUCAUGCUAAUUUAACCUCAUCUCACAUGGUGUAAAAUGAUGUAGCUAUACUUUAACACUCAGAGUCCCUCUUAGUCAUCGCUUCAGCUACUUCAAGGGCUUCAUUGUCAUGGUGCCCAUUUAAUUUGCAAAGACCUUUCAUUUUCUGCAUUCAGCUCCAGACCCCUGAUUCACCCCCACCAAUCACAUCAUCCAGCGAAGUUUCCCCCCCAUUUUGGGGUUUUUCUUUUUGAACUUUUAUCAAAAUGGGUUUGAUAUGAUGUGACCUGGAGUUGAUAAAAUGUAUUUGCACUUGAAAACUCUUGAUAUUGUGAAGAAAUGUCAGAAUUUUGUAUAGUAUUUUUUUUUAAUGAACGGACGUGGUGUUCCUUACUUC